AUAAAGUGCAGGCAGGGGAAGGCAGAGGUAGGAGGACGGGAGGGAGAACCGUUAGCCGUUAGCCGUUAGCCUCCUUCUACUCCUCCUUCUUCAUCGCGUGAACGUUGUUGUGUUUGUUUCGUGCCCUCCUGUCCUCCCCUCUCCUCUUCUUCUUCUCCUCUCUUCUCUUCUCUUCUCCUCCUUUUUCUCGUCUCCUACUUUCUCCCGAUGAGUUCCUAUUUUGUCAACUCCUCUUUCCCGGUGACGCUACCGGGAACGGGUGGAGGCGGCCAGGCGGCGGAGUCGUUCCUGGGUCAGAUCCCGCUGUACUCGUCGGGAUACGCCGCCGACCACCCGCUCAGGCACUACCCGGGGGCAGCGGCCGUUACCGCUGCCGCGGCCGUGGCUUACGGUGCGAGCGGCGGCGGCGUGCACCAGGAGAAACCGUACGCUGCGUCCACCUACGACCAGCAGGCGGCCAACGGAGCAUAUAGCGGGCACCGGGCGGCUGCAGCAGCGGCGGGAGUCAGUGUAGGGGGUGCGACCGGAGCCGGUGCGUGCGACUACGCCACGGCGGCGGCGGCAGCUGCGGCUGCAGCGGCGGCCACAAGCUUCUACCGGGACAAGGAACACCCGUGCAGCCUGGAGGAACACCAGCUCGCGCUAAGCCAGGACGGCAUGCACCGUAAAGCGGAGUGCGCGGGGCUGAGUGGGAAGGGGCUGUUCGGUGAAACGAUGGACGACAAGCAAGCGGCGUCAGCCCCCAUUUAUCCGUGGAUGCAGCGGAUGAACGCGUGCAACGGCACUUUCGGUAGCCCCGGGAGACGCGGCCGGCAGACGUACACGCGCUACCAGACGCUCGAGCUGGAGAAAGAGUUCCACUUCAACCGGUACCUCACGCGACGGCGGCGGAUCGAGAUCGCGCACGCGCUCUGCCUCACGGAGCGGCAGAUCAAGAUCUGGUUCCAGAACCGGAGGAUGAAGUGGAAGAAGGAGAACAAGCUGAUCAACUCCUCUUCUUCCUCGUCCUCCUCCUCUUCCUCCACGGUGAACGGAGCAGAGGAAGAAGAGAAACGGACGGACUGAAAGAGAAGGGAAAAAAAGAAGUAAAGAAACUGAUGUAAGGAGCAUAAAGAGGAAGAGGAGAAUGGGUGAAAAGACAUGGUGGUUGUUUCCUCCCCGUCCCCGUCUCAAAGUUCGUCCAGGCGUCUGUCUGGUGUGAAAACUCUGGGAAAAAAAACGUAGCCAACAUAUUCUUUUCUUUUUUUUAUCUGAGGAGGGGUGAGGGGAAAAAAACACAGGGAGAAUAUCAUCCCUUUUUGAUCCCUCUAAUGUCACCGCCCGCCUAAAACGUGUAUCCAACUUCUUCUGUUGGCUGUAUUGUCUGGUCUGAAAGUUGGAAAAUAAUGUGUGUAAAAAAAAAAAAAAAAAAUAUUGAGAACGAAGCGCGAGGCUGUGGAAAGAGAGGAUGAAAUGGA
Molecule: messenger RNA, 1457 nt
Organism: Toxotes jaculatrix (banded archerfish)
Lineage: Eukaryota; Metazoa; Chordata; Actinopteri; Toxotidae
Gene: hoxb6a
Product: homeobox B6a
Biological process (GO): anterior/posterior pattern specification; regulation of transcription by RNA polymerase II
Cellular component (GO): nucleus
Molecular function (GO): DNA-binding transcription factor activity, RNA polymerase II-specific; RNA polymerase II cis-regulatory region sequence-specific DNA binding
Source: RefSeq, a predicted model, not a curated record